This is a messenger RNA of Colletotrichum orchidophilum, 441 nucleotides long. RefSeq lists its product as uncharacterized. The record is from RefSeq and is a predicted model, not a curated record. The transcript has 2 exons. The coding region runs from base 1 to 441 and encodes 146 amino acids. Lineage: Eukaryota; Fungi; Ascomycota; Sordariomycetes; Glomerellales; Glomerellaceae.
AUGGUACGCCUCACGGACAAGGCUCACACCCACGCCCACACCCACGUCGGAGUCCAGCACCCUCCACCCCACCACGCCCCCUUUCCGCUCGUCCACCCCCUGACCCCUGCCGCAAGCUCGGCGUACCGCCUCUGGCUCUGGCGUUGCUGUUGCCGCUGCUCGCUCUCGUUGCUUUUGCUUGUUGCUCUGCCCUACGAGGUGUCGAGAGUGCAGGAAAAGCACCCCUCCACCCCCUGGGCGCUGGUCCCCUGUCUACUUUGGGGGUUCACCAUCUGGAGGAGACUGAUCCGCGUCGUCCACCGGGUCCCAAGUGCCAACAGCAAGCAAGCCACGACCGUCGAACCCAUGUGCCCUGGCCUGCAAGAUGUGGUGGUCGUCUCUGUCUCUGCACCCAGAUCUCUGGAUUCUCACGACACCAAGACGACGGCCAUCACCUAUUAG